AUGUCCUACUUUUAUGGGUCAGUGUCACAGCGGUACAAGGAACACAGUGAUGACUCCACUGACAAGAGGGCUACCGACAACACUGUGUCUCCGGCUAAGGAUGAGAAGAGGGCGAUCAGAAGAGUGCGAAGUCCAUCCAGACCGAGGGCAUGGUUGUCCACUUCUUACAAACCAAAGUUUGCAGGGCGGUUCCACAAGCCUCGUUUUACAAGGGAUGACCAUGCAUUCCACAAAGCCGGCUUUGGCACCCAGCGGCACCACCACACGAGCCACUGGGCUUACGUCCACCGGAGAGAUCACUUCCAUUCUAAACUUCACCACAUUCCACUGAAGGAAAGGGUCAGGCUGAAGGAGCGGGAGAAGGAGAAGUACAAGCGGAGAGAGAGCACCGAAGGAAGCUCAUCUCCAAAGCAAGAAAACACUACUAGACCUUUCACUUCAAGGUCCUCCUCCAGCAGAGACAAGGAUAUGCAGUUCACCAGCAACAGGAAUCAAAGCAGGGAGAGAGAUCACAAGGGGACAAAAAGCAAAGAACGAAGCGGAGAGAGGGAGCUCCCUUCAACUGUGAGCCAGACGGCGGCACGAGACAGAGCCAUCCAACAGAAGAGGAAAGAGAUAGAUGAGGUGUACUAUCAGGAGUGUGAAAUGUUUGGCUUUGUAGUAAAGAUGCUGAUUAAAAAGGAUCCAUCUCUGGAGCGUCCCAUCCAGUCCUCUUUACAGCAGAACCUCCGGGACAUCGGCAAACGCUGCGUAGAAGCAAUGGAGAAAUUUAUCGAGGACUACGACUCCAGGGAGCUGUCACACUGAUCAGACACGCCAUGCUGCCUGUGUUCUUAGUCUUUUAAAGUGCUGAGAACUUGAUUUGAUUUAUUGCUGCUUUUGUUUUCUUAUUUGUAAUAAUCUUGUGCAUUGCUGUCUGCUGCUUGGAUAAUAGUCCCCUCUGUCUGCAGUGUAAUUCUGAACACUGGUGAAAACGUUUUAAUUAUGCUUGUUAUUUUGAAAAUGUGCUGGUGAUGAUGACGAUGCACUGGUUGUAUUGCUUUAAAAGGUCUCAUAUAGACUGAAAUAUAUUUUGACAUAAUUUAUUUUUGCUUGCAAUAAAUUUGUUUACAGCAUUUUAAACAUUAUGUGGUCCAAAAAUAUGCUCAGUGAUGUGUUCAUGGCUAUAUCGAUCACUUCAGGUCACAGCAGGAAAUACAUUAAUAGGUCAGUAGGUGACUUGGACACACUAUUGUUUAUGGUUUCAACACCUGUAGAUUCUGUGAUAUUUGAUAUAGACCAGUGUUGCUCGUCUUACAGCCUGAAUCACGGCCCCUCUGCCGAUCUUUGUUUAGUGUACUAAAUUGUGUGAAGAGGUUCAAGCUAUGGAUGUGUGAAAAAGAA
Messenger RNA from Pundamilia nyererei, 1383 nucleotides. Its product is annotated as periphilin-1-like. Gene Ontology annotation, cellular component: nucleoplasm. Lineage: Eukaryota; Metazoa; Chordata; Actinopteri; Cichliformes; Cichlidae. Bases 1 to 807 code for a protein of 268 amino acids. The transcript has 7 exons. The record is from RefSeq and is a predicted model, not a curated record. Gene Ontology annotation, biological process: negative regulation of DNA-templated transcription; negative regulation of gene expression, epigenetic; protein localization to heterochromatin.